Molecule: messenger RNA, 4127 nt
Organism: Cyclopterus lumpus (lumpfish)
Lineage: Eukaryota; Metazoa; Chordata; Actinopteri; Perciformes; Cyclopteridae
Gene: dse
Product: dermatan sulfate epimerase
Exons: 6
Coding region: 223-3093 (956 amino acids)
Molecular function (GO): chondroitin-glucuronate 5-epimerase activity
Source: RefSeq, a predicted model, not a curated record
CCCUCCCCUCCUCCCCUCUCUCGUCCCCUCCCCUCCUCCCCUCUCAAACUCUCCGUCUCGUCCCUGAAGCAAACUUUUCAACCCGGAUCGAUAAUCUCUCUCGAAACCGCCGCUGUGACGAGAAGAAAUGACCGUCGUGACGAAGGGGAGACGGAUUUGCGAGCACCGCGUCUGACAGCUGAGCUCCUUCGCCGAUGCCACAGUCCCCUGUCUGAUGAGACGAUGAUAACCCACACCCGCGGGGCCCCCACAGUCUUCUUCAUAAGUCUGCUGUGGCCCCUGCUCGCCCCGGUGGCGGCGGCGGCAGAAGCGGAAGUGGACCCCAGCGUAGGAAUUCCCUUCAUGGGGGGAAACUACAAUGGUCACCCCAUGCUAUACUUCAACCGGGGGGAUGUGGAGAAGCUGCAGUACGCAGCGGCAGGGACUCAUCGGGACAUGGCGAGGAGGAUCCGCGAGGCUGGUGAAACCAUGCUGGAGCACCCGAUGAUGUACCUGCCCCCCUGGAGCCCGGCGGAGUUCAGCGCCCGCUGGAACGAGGUGUACGGAAACAACCUGGGUGUGCUGUCCAUGUUCUGUGUGUUGUACCCACACAGGGCGGGAGCCCUCGACUUGGCCAAGGACUACAUGGAGAGGAUGGCGGCUCAGCCUAGUUGGUUGGUUAAAGAUGCCCCCUGGGAUGAGGUUCCUUUGGCGCACUCUUUGGUCGGGUUCGCCACCGCCUACGACUUCCUGUACGAGUACUUGAACAAGGGCCAACAAGAGCGGUUCCUCCAGGUGAUCGGCAACGCGUCACGCCUGAUGUACGAGAAGUCAUACGUCCGAGGCUGGGGGUUCCAGUACCUGCACAACCACCAGCCCACCAACUGUGUGGCGCUGCUCACAGGAAGCCUGGUUUACAUGACCCAAGGUUACCUGCAGGAGGCCUACCUGUGGACCAAGCAGGUCCUGUCCAUCAUGGAGAAGUCCAUGGUCCUUCUGCAGGAUGUGACGGAUGGCUCCCUGUAUGAAGGAGUGGCCUAUGGGACUUACACCACCCGCUCUCUGUUCCAGUACAUGUUCCUGGUGCAGCGCCACUUCGCCAUCAACCACUUCGACCACCCCUGGCUCCUCAAACACUUCGCCUUCCUGUACAGGACUAUCCUGCCGGGAUUCCAGAGGACCGUGGCCAUCGCAGAUUCCAACUACAACUGGUUCUACGGACCGGAGAGCCAGCUGGUCUUCUUGGAUCGCUACGUGUUGCGCAACGGCAGUGGAAACUGGCUGGCAGAUCUGAUUCAUCAGAACAGGGUGAUGGAGGGGCCGGGGCAGGCUGGAAAGGGCCAGCGAUGGUGUACUCUUCACACAGAGUUCAUCUGGUAUGACCCAGGACUGAUUGCCAAGCCUCCGUCAGACUUUGGAACAUCCCAGCUCCACUACUUUGAGGACUGGGGCGUGGUGACCUACGGCAGUGCUCUACCUGCGGACACCAACCGCACCUUUCUCUCCUUCAAGUCUGGGAAGCUGGGGGGACGCGCCAUCUUCGACAUUGUCCACAGGAACAAGUACAAAGAGUGGAUCAAAGGGUGGAGGAACUUCAACGCUGGACACGAGCACCCCGAUCAGAACACUUUCACCUUUGCGCCCAAUGGUGUCCCAUUCAUCACUGAGGCGCUGUAUGGACCCAAGUACACUUUGUUGAACAACGCGGUGUUGUUCAGCUCUGCAGUCUCAGGGAGCUGCUUUAAGCCGUGGGCUGGACAGGUCACGGAAGCCUGCGACUCCAAGUGGUUGAAGUACAAGGUGGGGCUGGCGGCAGACGCACAGGGCAGAGUCGAAGCCGCGAUGGAGAGACAGGGAAUGGUCUUCAUCCGGGGUGAGGGGCAUUCCGCUUAUAACCCAGAAUUGAAGAUCAGGAGCUUCCAGAGGAACCUGCUCCUUCUUCACCCACAGCUCCUUCUCCUCGUAGACCACAUCCAUCUGCAUCCAGACAGCCCCACCCGGGCCACAAGUGCCUUCUUUCACAACACUGAACUCCCGUUCCAGGGCACUAAUAUAGAUGGUGUUCACGGAGCAUUUGUGUCACACAGGGAGGAUAAGUAUAAGAUGUUUUGGAUGGAUGACACAGGCUACAGUAACAAAGGAGUGGUAGGUUAUUGGAAUUACCCACGAGGGUACCCGUACAAUGGCUCCAACUAUGUGAACGUCACAAUGCCAUUGAGGUACCCCCACACCAGAGUGGCCUACAUUUUCUUUGGACCAGGCGUGGACGUGCAGAGCUUCAGCCUGCGUGGAGACGACCAGCGAGUGGAUAUUUACCUGGCCACCAAGGAUCACACGUACACCAUCUACCUGCUGACCGGAGAGCUCACUAGCAAGCCUCUGUUUGCGAUGGUGCUGGUGGACCACAAGAAGGUCGUGUUCGAGAAGGCGGCGGGCGCGGAGGACGGCUCACCCGAGGAGGUGGAGGAGUACGUCAACGUGAUGGAGGACAACCUGCAGCACGUCAAGCCCGUCUUCCAGCAGAUGGAGAGGCACAUCCUCGGACGGGUUCUCAACACCGCCAGCUUCCGUAAGACCGCAGAGCGCCUCCUUCAGUUCUCAGACAAGAAGAAGACGGAGGAGGUCAUUGAGAAGAUGUUCGCCAUGUCUAAGAAGCAGGGCAAGGGCAAAGGGGGGAAGAAGGUGAACCUCGGAGAGAAGCUUUCUGAGAGUCUGCCGGACAUUUUUGCACAGAUUGAGGUGAAUGAGAAAAAGGUGCGGCAGAGGACUUCAAAGCGUACGUACGAGGAUAGUCCGGAGGAGGGGGAGGGACCCUUUAUGGAUUACGCAGACGGCCGCAAAAACAGAAAGGGGGCCUUUGUCAAGGGUCGUAAAUUCAAGGAGGUUCACAUGGUGGCCACGGCCGGGAGCGAGGGUCUCUCCAGCACCGCCUCUUACAUAAGACUCUUUCUCCUCCUGAACACCGCCACCUUCUUUCUGCUGCUGGCUGUGUUACUGACUCGCUUCCAGAGAGGUCGGAGUUUGCACACGCAGAGAUGUUUCUACACCAUCCUUCUGAUCGACUGCUUCAUCUUACUGUACCUCUACUCCUCCUGCUCUCACACGCAGUGUUAGCGUCACGAGUGCGCCCAAAGAGGGCGGGGGUUCGUCCAACUGCAGAUCGAAUGGUGUGUUGUUUGUGUUGAAGUAAAUGCUGGACCCCACACCUCAGUCUGAGCCGGAUCUUAUGACACAAUAUUAAAGGGGCCAGUUUUAGAAACCCCCCAAAAAAAGAAAAGCUGAGAUUUCAAGAAAGGAAUAUGAAAUAUUUUGAGAAUAAAAGGUCAUGUUGUAAGAAUAUAGAAAAUAAAAAAGUCACAAUAUUCCAUCAAUAUAGCCUUUAAUGUGAUUAGAUUCUCAUUUGCUUUCAUAUUGUAGUGAUACGCAGGCUUUCAGCUUUAACUAGUCAAGUUAGUGUUGCGACUGGGCUGAAAAUCUUGGUUUCAUAGAUUUUAUAAUGUAAAUUGACAAUCAUAUUUUACCUUUUAUAGAAAUUACAACACUAUUCAUAUAAUAUUAUGCAUUUUAUUCUCAUAAUAUUAUGACAAAUAUUACUUUAUACUACUAUUGCCAUGUUUAUUUUCUUUAUAUUUUUUGUAGACAUCACGACUCAUUAUAUUCCUUUUUCUAUUUUAUUUAUAUAACCCUGAAUUCCAAAAUAUGCCUCAUGGGCCUAAAGGAUAGUAAUAUAUAGAUUACAACCUUGCCAUAAUAUUGUGACUUUUCUAGAAAGUACAACUGUAUUCUCAUAACAUUCUGACUCUCCUUUCCCCAGAAUAUUAUAAGUAUAUUCUUGAAAUCUCUUUUUUUCUUUUUGUACUGUGUCCCAAAUACUCGUACGGUCUACCUAAUGGGUAACAGGAAAAACAACUAAUUCCAAAUAGGAAUUGAUGAUUAGCCGAGAUGAAACCAGACCACCUCUGAUGUAAUAAGCUUCUGUGGAGCUUUCGAACCGAGUCUGUGUGAAGUUUAUCCUUUGUUGUGUUCAGAGGUCCUCCCUUGUGUCAAAGAUCUCAAGGUUAGCCACUAUGAUGCAGUCGCCACACCUGUGCUUGAGAUUUGUCCUGUCUACAUGGAAAUACAUUUAAAUGUAUAUAUGUGAAAGCAAG